This is a messenger RNA of Papaver somniferum (opium poppy), 1662 nucleotides long. RefSeq lists its product as uncharacterized. The record is from RefSeq and is a predicted model, not a curated record. Bases 395 to 760 code for a protein of 121 amino acids. The transcript is spliced from 9 exons. Lineage: Eukaryota; Viridiplantae; Streptophyta; Magnoliopsida; Ranunculales; Papaveraceae.
AGAAACUCCAAAGUAUGUUCUAAAAGACGGGAAUACCCAGCGCGGUGGAAAUGAGAAGUAAGUGUGCAAUCCUUCUUUAUUAGCCACUCCAAUUUAACUUUGAAUUCGAAACAAAUGAGGCCUGUGAACAAGCUUAUUUUAAGAUGGAUAAUGCUUUGAUUGAUGAUCGGAGGAUACAUGUGGACUUUAGUCAGUGUUUCUAAGCUGUGGGGUCAAUACAGGCGUAAAGAGCAUCAAACUGGUAAAGGGAUCAUAGAUGAUUGAAACAGUCCACACAGCGGGGAAAUGUCAGAGCAACUGAACAAUCUACUACCGGAACUGAUGUUGGUGAACUGAGGGUGUCUUUUUUUGUUCAUGAGUCAAUUCUAUUAUUGGUUAUAGAAAUGCUGCAGAAAUGACAUACAGAUUACAGAGAGAGAAAGAGAUGACAUGGCGUUCUGCAGGAUCUCUAUCGAGGUCAUUAUUAUCAACAGCAAGAGCUUCUUCUGUUCGCUCUUCACCAACACUUCCUCGCCUUCGUCCGUCACCACUACCUACAUCUCUCCCUCGGGCUCGGCGGUUCUCCUUCGCUAAUCCAAGGACAUUGGGAGAACUCGGAUGCACACAUUCAAUACUACCUCCGGGUGCUGCAUGUCAUCUCUCACCACAUCUUUCACUUAACGUUCGAGCUUUCUGUGGGAUUUUUCAGGGAAAUGGAAAAGAUGGCCGAUACAGGGCAUCAAAUGCUGCAGCAGCGGAUGAAGGAUGCCACCAACUUUAGUACAUGAAUGGAGAUUGCUUUAUCGGCGCGAGGGGUUUGUAGAUUAAUGUUGGGAUCUUCUGCAAAUGACAUUGAUUCAUUGGAGUAGUAAGAGGACCCAAUAACACAAUUCUUGUUUUGCUAAUUUGGUCAGUUGCACUGUCGUUCCAGUGUUUGGAUUCAGUCAGCUGGUCUUCCUGGAACAAUCGUGCAAAUUGAAAUGUUGGUUUCUUAAGAGAAGCUUUUUUUUAUCGAGCUAGAAGCUGCUUGUCCUGAUGCACUGCAAGCCUCCAACAGAAAAUAAUAUCUCUUUGGCAAAUAAAAGUGUGCUAUAUAGUCUUGGACUGGUAUUGUGGUUCCUAACAGCGUGGGUUAUGCAGUUUGGAGCUUCCGAAUGCAGAUCACGGCUCCCCUUUUACGUACAGGCAGUCAAGCACCCUUCCUUUGUGGGUUUGAUUUUGCUCUUUCCUUCUGGUAGAGGUUUAGGUGUACAGAUAGUAAUGUUUUGAUAUAGUACUCGGGACGUCAUAAUUUUGCUACUAUUGCCGGUUGCUAGGCACUUACUCGAGCUUUUGUGCAAGGAUUCAGAUUAAAACCAAGAAUGAUAUUGAAGUCAGUAAUCAGAAGAAAAAAGAAGGCUUACCUGGCAAAGCAAAUCAUACGUUUAAAACUCCUGAUGAAAUUAAUACAUCUAAACCCAAAUAUGUUCCCAAUCUAAGGCAUUACCAUUGAUUCAAUUGGAUGUUUGUGUGUUCUUGAGUGAUGGAGAACUGAGGGUACGGGGCAGUAAUCAGCUCAUUUGCUGAGAAAAAUAUUUCCAUUAUUACCCCUAAAGGUACUAUUUCCACCCCAGCCCUAUGACUAUACUUUCCAUUUAAACUCAAUUACACACACCCAGUUGACUUGGCUGUAUACUCGUUCCA